AUGGCCUCUUCGUCCUCGAACGUUGUCGGUGUGCACUACCGCGUAGGCAAGAAGAUCGGAGAGGGAUCUUUCGGUGUCAUCUUUGAGGGAACAAACUUGCUAAAUAACCAGCAUGUUGCGAUCAAGUUUGAACCGAGAAAGAGUGAUGCUCCCCAGCUUAGGGAUGAAUACAGAACUUACAAGAUACUUGUUGGCUGCCCGGGAAUACCUAAUGUUUAUUACUUCGGCCAAGAGGGCCUUCACAACAUACUCGUAAUUGAUUUGCUGGGCCCCAGUUUGGAGGAUCUUUUCGACCACUGCAACAGAAGAUUCUCAAUCAAAACAGUCGUAAUGGUGGCUAAACAAAUGUUGUCACGAGUGCAAACAAUCCACGAAAAGAACUUGAUCUACCGGGAUAUCAAGCCUGACAACUUUCUUAUUGGGAGGCCUGGAUCGAAAGCGGCAAACGUCAUCCACGUAGUUGAUUUCGGUAUGGCCAAGCAAUACAGGGACCCCAAGACAAAGCAACAUAUCCCAUACAGAGAACGUAAGAGUCUUUCUGGUACUGCUCGAUACAUGAGUAUCAAUACACAUUUGGGAAGGGAACAGUCGCGACGAGAUGACUUAGAAGCAUUGGGACAUGUUUUCAUGUACUUUUUGCGAGGCGGACUGCCUUGGCAGGGGCUGAAGGCUGCGACCAAUAAACAGAAGUACGAGAAAAUUGGCGAAAAGAAACAGACGACCGCAAUCAAAGAUCUUUGCGAAAGUUUCCCAGAUGAGUUCAACCAAUACUUGACCUACGUGAGGAACCUCGGAUUCGAGGACACGCCCGACUACGACUUGCUUCGUGAGCUAUUCACGCAAGCGUUGAAGAAUACGGGAGAAGUUGAGGAUGGAGAGUACGAUUGGAUGAAGCUUAACAACGGUAAGGGCUGGGAAGCUAUUUCUAAACACCCUUCCUCUCACCAAUACCACCAAGCCCACAACCAGGCUCAUGCCACAACAACUGGUGAACUGCGACAUGUUCCUCCUGCUCAGGUUCGCCAGCCCGCUCAAUUGACACCCGGCCGUUUAAACGCCCCGCAUCCCCCGCCACCAUCGCCAGGAAAACCGAUGGGUCAGACGCGCGGCGACAGGCAAAACGCACAAGGCGUGCCGCCAACCAAACGACCGAGCGGACCUGCGGGGGGCUUAACAGCAAAACAAGCAUCAACGCCAACAGCGAGCACGCAAGCCCAGUUCCAGGCGUCGAACCCGACUUUGCAACCGGCAGCGAGAAACCAGUCGCCCCAGGUUGUGAGCCAGUCGCCUCAACCGAGAAACAGUCAGCAGGAGCCAACUAAGAAAACUUUCAUGCAAAAGCUCUCUUCCGUUUUUUGCUGUGGUUGA
Morchella sextelata is the source of this 1368-nucleotide messenger RNA. RefSeq lists its product as uncharacterized. Gene Ontology annotation, biological process: endocytosis; peptidyl-serine phosphorylation; signal transduction. The record is from RefSeq and is a predicted model, not a curated record. Gene Ontology annotation, cellular component: nucleus; cytoplasm. Gene Ontology annotation, molecular function: ATP binding; protein serine/threonine kinase activity. The transcript is spliced from 6 exons. Lineage: Eukaryota; Fungi; Ascomycota; Pezizomycetes; Pezizales; Morchellaceae. Bases 1 to 1368 code for a protein of 455 amino acids.